Molecule: messenger RNA, 2476 nt
Organism: Brassica napus (rape)
Lineage: Eukaryota; Viridiplantae; Streptophyta; Magnoliopsida; Brassicales; Brassicaceae
Product: protein trichome birefringence-like 16
Exons: 6
Coding region: 562-2247 (561 amino acids)
Biological process (GO): xyloglucan metabolic process; xylan biosynthetic process; plant-type secondary cell wall biogenesis
Cellular component (GO): Golgi apparatus
Molecular function (GO): acetyltransferase activity
Source: RefSeq, a predicted model, not a curated record
AUUGGGACCCGAACCCGAAAAUAUAUUGGAUUGUACCGGUUUUUUGAAGAUUUACUAACCCCGACCCGAACCCGAUAGAACCCGAACCGGUCCCGAACCGAACUUUCAUAUAAUCCGAAUGGGGCUGAUUUUGAUAAACCCGAAAAACCAAAACCCGAUUGGAUAAAACCGAAACCCGAUUGGGACCCCGAAUGCCCAGGCCUAUAGAGGUUAAUCAGAUUCAAGAAAGUUAGUGAUCCAAGUGUUUUGUGAAAUUUGAACGAACCAUUCAACAUUUUAAUGACACGUGGAUGUUGGAUUUGACAAAACAAGUUUCCCAAGCAAUUACAGAACAAAGAGACUUUUAUUACAAGUCACUAAAAUACGAUUCCACGACCGACAAGUCAUUAUUAAGGUUAUUAUAUAAACCAAGUCGAAAACUUUGUCUUCUUCUCUUAUUUGAAUUUGAUAUUCAAUUUGUCCGACGUAGCUUCCUCUGAACACACACGCCUCUCUGUGUACGGCUUCUCCGGUGACUCGGAUUCCAUCAUCGCCGACAUCAAGCAACCCAGAGAUUCCAGGAUGAAAAGAGGAGCUCUUAAACGGAGUGCUAGGCAUAUCUCUGUUGUACUUGUUGUGCUUGUUUGUGCAACCGUCGGCAUAUGGACAUGGGAUAGUAAUCCAACCAUGGCCUUUCUUCCACGUGAAAGUCAAAUUUUAAAGCUCGAAACAGAAGAAAAUGCUGAGAAAAUAACUACGGCACAGAAUACUGAAACUAAAGACAGCUACACAUCAGCUACACCAUUUCUAAACAAAGAGCAAACCAAAGAGGACCAUACUGAUAAUAAAGAUACAGAACAAGAACAGAAACAAGUGGAAGAAGUUAGUGUCAGUGAGACGAGUCAAGGGAAACCACCAACUAUUGAAGAAAAGCACCUAGAGCGAGUGGAACAUGAGGUUAUUGUAAGUGAGCCAAAACAUCAGACGACACCUAUUAGUGAAGAAAAAAAUCUAGAACAAGUAGAACAUGAAGUUAUUGUAAGUGAGCCAAAGCAUCAGAAGACACCAACUAGUGAAGAAAAUAAAUUAAAACAGGUGAAACAAGAGGUUGCUGCCGGUGAGGCCGAGCCAAAGACAACACACAUUGAAAAGACUACUUCAGAUCCAGAUAAUAAAACUCUUGCAGCAGACGAAGCCAAGAAAGAUAAUGGUACUACUUCAACAGCUCCCAUCGCCAAUCAAGCUUGCAAUUACGCGAAAGGGAAAUGGGUCGUGGACAAGCACCGUCCUUUCUAUUCAGGACGUCGUUGCAAACCGUGGCUUGCUUCUAUGUGGGCGUGCAGGUUGAUGCAACGUAAAGACUUCGCCUUCGAAAGGUUAAGAUGGCAACCUAAAGACUGCUCCAUGGAAAACUUUGAGGCUUCCAAGUUCUUGAAAAGGAUGCAGAACAAGACCCUAGCCUUCGUUGGAGACUCCUUAGGAAGACAACAGUUCCAAUCCAUGAUGUGUAUGAUCACAGGAGGCAAACAAAGACUCAAUGUCCACGACGUGGGACCAGAGUUUGGAUUCAUAACUCCCAGAGGCGGAGCUCGUCCCGGUGGAUGGGCUUACAGAUUCCAAGAAACCAACACAACGGUCCUUUACCACUGGUCAUCAACCCUCUGCGAUAUACAACCGAUCAAAAUCUCCAACCCUUUAACCGAACACGCCAUGCAUCUAGACCGUCCACCAGCGUUUCUACGCAAUUACCUUCACAAGAUCGAUGUCUUGGUGAUGAACACGGGCCACCAUUGGAACCGAGGGAAGCUCAACGGCAACAGAUGGGUGAUGCACGUGAACGGCGUCCCCAACGCUAACAGGAAGCUAGCCGCUCUUGGGGACGCCAAGAACUUCACGAUCCACAGCACUGUGAGUUGGGUUAGCUCGCAGCUCACUAACCAUCCGGGUCUUAAGGCCUUCUACAGAAGCCUCUCCCCGAGACAUUUUGUGGGAGGGGAGUGGAACACGGGAGGGAGCUGUAAUAACACGACGCCGAUGUCUAUUGGGAAAGAGGUUUUGCAAGAGGAGUCUAGUGAUUACAGCGCGGGACAUGCGGUGAAAGGCACUGGGGUUAAGCUUUUGGACGUAACGGCGUUGUCUGGUGUUAGAGACGAAGGGCAUAUAUCAAGGUUUAGUGUCUCGGCUUCGAGAGGAGGUCAGGAUUGUCUCCAUUGGUGCUUGCCUGGUGUUCCUGAUACGUGGAAUGAGAUCCUUUUCGCAAUGAUAUAAUGUUUUUGCAUCAGCAGAGAAAGGGGUUGUGAGCCUUUUGAUAGCUUUUUAUACAAAAUUGAGGUACUAGAGCCUGAGAUGUAAGUUAUAGUAUUUAUUCUGGUACAGGUAAACAACCAUACCCUGGCUUUGUCCGACCAUGUUUACAGAACAGAACCUAACUCAACUUUUUGUCUUUUUGAGUCGAUUAAUCGAAAUUUUUGGAAAUUUAUGUUUCUGGAAAUCUGUU